ACUCCGCCCGUAAAUUCCCCUCCUUCGGUCCGGGCCUUCCUAAUUUGUAAUUCAAUGCCGAAGCUUUUAAUUUAUCCUCAUUCUUUCAAUUUUUUGCAUAUAAACCACGGGAUUCUCUCGGUUUCCCGAGGCCAAUAAAAGUAAAUUGAACUUUUCUUGCCAUACUAGGGCUUUAAGCAACACCGAAAGAAGAGAGCGGGAAUGGUAUUUUGGGAGAUUCAGUUGUUCCUUUAGCUCUGUAAACAGUGAUAUGUAGUUUCAGACUAAUCGGCUGUAGCUCAAUUCGGGUUCAUGACUAUCUGGUGCGUGGUUCAUUUCCCAAAAAUUUUAUAUGCGGUUCCUUUGUUGGCUAUAGCAAGUGCUAGAGCACUUUUCUAAAUAUUAUUGUUGAGGUAAGACUUGUCUUGUAUGCAAAGAGGGCUGCAAUGACCUAUGCACCAGAGUCGGUCCAUCCUGAAAAGGUUGAGCAUUCAGGCGAUCAAAAUGGUUGGAAGGACAAGGAUAAAUCUGAGAUGAGCAAUGGAAAUGUGAUAGAAGAUGCCUGUAAGCCAAAUUUAGAUGGAGAUAAAAAUUCUUAUGUUGAGAAUGAUGAUCAAGAAGAAAAUUUGCCAGAUGGUUCUCCCCAUGACAUCUGUCUCACUUCUGAAAGGAGCUUAAGUACAGUUGUUAGAGUUCAAGAGAACGGGAGUGAUAAUGCAAUCUACCAUUCAGAAGAUGGUAUGGAAGUCAAUAUUUCAGAAAUUGAAGGGACUCCAGGUGUGGACAACGUGGGGCUGGCACCCUUCAGAAAUAGGAGAGAACAAAGUUGUAGUAGCAGAAGAUUAGAGGAAGCACUUGCUUUGUAUGAGCAAGAAUUGUUGGAAGAUGAUGACGAAGAUGACAAGGACUGGUUACCUUUUCGACGAUUUGCUGUCCAGACAAAGUGGUUCUGCACCAAUUGCACUAUGGCCAAUUUUGAUGAUUCAGUCUAUUGUGAUCUAUGUGGAGAACAUCGGAACUUUGAACUCAUACCAGCAAAAAUGCUGGGAAAAUUUGAGGCAUCUAGGGAGAGGCUAGAAGCAGAAAGUAAAAAUGAUGCUGUUACUUUGCCAUCUCCCACACCAUCUAUGCUUGAGGAGUCGAGCACAUCAUCUUUUCAUAAACGGACAGCAAUUGGAUUUGAUGAGCGGAUGAUGCUUCACUCAGAAAUUAAGAUGAAGUCACAUCCUCAUCCAGAAAGGCCUGAUCGUCUUCAAGCAAUCAUUGCAAGUCUCACAGCUUCUGGAUUUUUUCCUGGAAAAUGCUUUCCUAUACCUGCAAGAGAGGCUACAUACCAAGAGCUGGCAAUGGUCCAUACUUCGGAGCAUGUUGAUGCUGUUGAGUUAACAAGCUGCAAUAUCUCAAGUUACUUCACUCCAGAUACAUAUGCAAAUAGGCAUUCGGCUCUUGCAGCAAGACUUGCAGCUGGUAUAUGUGCCGACCUUGCAACAGCAAUUAUGACAGGCCAAGCUCAGAAUGGGUUUGCUCUUGUAAGACCUCCUGGUCAUCAUGCAGGGGUAAAAGAUUCUAUGGGUUUCUGUCUUCACAAUAAUGCAGCAGUUGCUGUGAUGGCUUCCCGUGCUGCAGGAGCAAAGAAGGUUUUAAUUGUUGAUUGGGAUGUGCACCAUGGAAAUGGUACGCAAGAGAUUUUUGAUUCCGAUAAAUCAGUCCUCUAUAUCUCCUUACAUAGACAUGAAGGGGGGCAUUUUUAUCCUGGAAGUGGUGCGGCUAGUGAGGUUGGUACCUUUGGGGGAGAGGGGUACUCUGUUAAUAUUCCAUGGAAGUGUGGAGGAGUUGGAGAUAAUGACUAUAAUUUUGCUUUUCAACAUGCUGUUCUGCCUAUAGCUUAUCAGUUUGCAUCUGACAUAACAAUAAUUUCAGCAGGAUUUGAUGCUGCAAAGGGUGAUCCUCUUGGCUGCUGUGAGGUCACACCGGCUGGUUUUGCAAACAUGACUCAGAUGUUAAGUGGUCUAUCAAAUGGAAAGAUGCUUGUUAUCUUAGAAGGGGGUUAUAAUCUACAGUCAAUAUCUUCCUCGGCAACGGCAGUAGUAAAGGUGCUCCUUGGAGAUAACCCCGAUCCACCUCCUCAAGAUACCCAACCAUCAAAGUCUGGUCUAAAGACACUUCUGGAGGUUCUUGAAAUUCAAUCAAAGUACUGGUCAAGUGUAAGGGAGCAUUAUCUUCAGUUGCAGUUGCACUGGCAAGCAUUGUAUGGUAGAAAGAAAAAUGGGAUACACGAAGGAAAUAAUCUUGGGUGUCUCCUCUAAUUGUUUAAAUCAACCAAAUGGAGGAUCAUAAUUUUGAAAGAGGGCAAGAGGAGAUUUUCAAAGGCAAGAGACUUUGUAAAUGGCACAAUGGCAUUCAAGCAUUCAUUGAAGCAAUUCCUUGUUCCUUUUUUAAUGAUUGACAAAUUGUUAAUUCAGUCAACUUUUAGUAUAGGGGUUACCAGAUUUAAUUAAGCAGAGUAUUACUGCAGAAACAUUCAACAAGCUUGUAGGGAUGAAGACUAUGUUUGAUGCAUACACAGGACAGCUUUCAAAAUAUAUUGAAGUUCCCAAGAAGAUUUCACAUACAAUCAUUUUGAGGGAUAUUCAUUUCAAUUAUUCAGAUGGAUUGAAUUUCAAUUUGGUAAAGGAAACUCUUGAUAAUUUACAAGGAUAUUUUCAGGGCGAUCAUCCAAAAAGAGAAGAGAAAAGAAUAUAAAUUGAAAAUGAUGGCAUAGAUAAAUGAACACGAGCAAAAAUGAUAGCUAUUUACAUGUCAAAUUCAAAAUGAAAUGUAAUGAUUAAAUAUUUGGCAUCAAACUUACAUUUGUAAAGUUUAAUUUUUAAUUUUUAAUGCCAAAAUGGCACGU
Messenger RNA from Cryptomeria japonica (Japanese cedar), 2872 nucleotides. Its product is annotated as histone deacetylase 15. The transcript is spliced from 17 exons. Gene Ontology annotation, molecular function: histone deacetylase activity. Gene Ontology annotation, biological process: chromatin organization. Lineage: Eukaryota; Viridiplantae; Streptophyta; Pinopsida; Cupressales; Cupressaceae. The record is from RefSeq and is a predicted model, not a curated record. Gene Ontology annotation, cellular component: histone deacetylase complex. The coding region runs from base 426 to 2285 and encodes 619 amino acids.